GUCACGCAAUGAAACAACGGAAGCUAACGGAGCUGCUAGCCAGUUUUGUUUACAUUUUGCUCGAGCUGAGUAAAUGACUAUCUGGAGCAACAAUGUCUUCGCUUUCAUCUCAGAGAGAGUUCACCAACGACCCUUCACCUUCUGCUGAAGAAGCAUUAACUGACAUUAAGGAAAUCAUUGUAAAAUCCGAGGAAGAGAUCGAUGACAGCUUGGAUUUCAGCGAAAAAACCCAACUGAUCAUAAAACGUACAGACCUUCAACAUCAAAAUGUUAAGAAGGAGGAGGAUUUUUCUGACCAGGAGGAACCAGAGCCUCUCACAAUGAAAGAAGAACAGAGGGAGCUAGAAUAUCUGCAGAUAAAAGAAGAAGAGAAUGAGCUCAGCAUCAGCCAGGAUGAAGAACAACUUGUGGUGAAGAAGCAAGAGAUGAAAACCUUUCCUGCAUCUCCUACCAAUGUAGAAAUAAGCUGCAGUGAACCCGAACCAAACAGGGAGCAACUUGUCUCUCAGGACGGCUGUGAUGCUGAGAACCAUAAUCAGGAAGAAAGCAAUGAUGAAGACACAGAAAUAAGCAGCGAUGAAGAACCGAAACAAAAUAACAGACGUCAGAAAACCAGAGGGUAUGAUAACACUUCUGACAAAUUAAAACAAGUAGAGCAGAAGAAAAGUCACAAAGAUAAAAAUCUGUAUUCAUGUACAAUGUGUGAUAAAUUGUUUUCUCAAAAGACUCACUUGAUCUACCACAUGAGAACGCACACAGGUGAGAAGCCUUUCUCAUGCAAGUUUUGUGGAAAAUGUUUCAGUCGUGAAAGUAUUGUGAACAAUCACCUGAGAAUCCAUACAGGCGAAAAGCCCUUCUCAUGUCUGACCUGUGGAAAAAGUUUCACUCUCAAACAUAAGUUAACGGAUCACAUGAGAAUUCACACAGGUGAGAAACCGUUUCCGUGCGACGCUUGCGAUAAAUCUUUUAAUCUAAAAAGCAAUCUGAAGCAGCACAUGAGAAUCCACACGGGCGAGAAGCCUUUCUCAUGUGUGACCUGCGGUAAAAGUUUCAGUCAAAGAAGUCAGGUAACGCUUCACAUGAGAAGUCACACGGGUGACCGACCUUUUUCAUGCGUGACCUGUGGGAAAAGUUACAGCCACAAAGGUCACCUAACUGAUCACAUGAGAACUCACACAGGUGAGAAGCCAUUUUCAUGUCUGACUUGUGGAAAAAGUUACAGUCAGAAAGGCCAUUUGACAGUUCACAUGCGAAUUCACACAGGUGAGAGGCCGUUUCCAUGUAGCACCUGUGGAAAAACCUUCAGUCGAAGAAGUCGUUUAAAAAAGCACAUAAGAAUUCACACAAGAUAGAAGUCCUGUGCGACCUGUGGGAAGUGUCUCAGUUUUAGGAGCUAAGAAGCAUUUUAUACAGCUGUGAACUUUAAAUCAUCCCCACACAUAUUUUUUUCUGAUUUUGCUUUUUGGUUACUUAAAUGCAAAAAUUUGUACCAUCCGUGUCUCAAUAAUGUUCACUUGAAUGCAUCUCUAAUGAAUGAACAGGUCUUCAGAACAGUCUUGUGUUUGUAAAUAUGUCUCAUUUUCCAUCUUGGUUGUUGAAUGCAAGUAAGUUGAUGAUGUUAUUAAAUCUAUGUAACUUUGCUUUACAGCACAUAACAGAACAAUCACAGCGUUGCACUGGAGACCAGUUGUAUUUGUAGAGUUUUAUUUAUGAAACAUACAAAUAAAUAAUAAAAAUCAUUACUGUA
This is a messenger RNA of Gambusia affinis (western mosquitofish), 1747 nucleotides long. RefSeq names its product oocyte zinc finger protein XlCOF6.1-like. The record is from RefSeq and is a predicted model, not a curated record. Lineage: Eukaryota; Metazoa; Chordata; Actinopteri; Cyprinodontiformes; Poeciliidae. The coding region runs from base 93 to 1352 and encodes 419 amino acids. Gene Ontology annotation, molecular function: RNA polymerase II cis-regulatory region sequence-specific DNA binding; DNA-binding transcription factor activity, RNA polymerase II-specific. Gene Ontology annotation, biological process: regulation of transcription by RNA polymerase II. The transcript is spliced from 2 exons.